CUUCCUCCCUUACUCAAGAUGGCGGCGGCGGCGCAUGCUCGGAGCGCGGCCGGGGAGGCCGGCGCUGCUGCCCGCGGGCGCUGAGGGUGCGGGCCGGGAGCAGCAGCGGCGGCGGCCAUGGGCGAGACCGAGAGGCUUUAUUAUGUGUACAGCUGCGACCUGGACAUCAACGUGCAGCUGAAGAUAGGAAGUCUGGAAGGGAAAAGAGAGCAGAAAAGCUACAAAGCUCUCUUAGAAGAUCCGAUGCUGAAGUUCUCAGGACUGUACCAAGAGACCUGCUCUGACUUGUAUGUAACUUGUCAGGUGUUUGCAGAGGGGAAGCCGCUUGCUCUUCCAGUUAGAACUUCCUACAAAGCUUUUAGCACUAGAUGGAACUGGAACGAAUGGCUGAAACUGCCUGUGAAGUAUCCAGACUUGCCUCGAAAUGCUCAGGUAGCUCUGACCAUCUGGGAUGUGUAUGGACCUGGUAAAGCCAUUCCUGUGGGAGGAACAACAGUCUCGCUCUUUGGAAAAUAUGGUAUGUUUCGACAAGGAAUGCAUGACUUGAAAGUCUGGCCCAAUGUAGAAGCUGAUGGCUCUGAGCCCACCAAAACUCCUGGGAGAACUAGCAGUACAGUCUCUGAAGAUCAAAUGAGCCGCUUGGCAAAGCUCACCAAGUCUCAUCGGCAAGGUCACAUGGUGAAAGUGGAUUGGCUGGACAGACUCACCUUUAGAGAAAUAGAAAUGAUCAAUGAGAGGGAAAAACGAAGCUCCAAUUUCAUGUACCUGAUGAUUGAAUUCCGUUGCGUCAAGUGCGAUGAUAAAGAAUAUGGAAUAGUUUACUACGAAAAGGAUGGUGAUGAGUCAUCUCCAAUUUUAACAAGUCCUGAAAUUGUUAAGAUUCCAGAUCCUCAGAUGUCUAUGACAGUGCCUAAGUACAGUUCUAGAAAAGAUUUCCAUUAUUGUGGAUGCCAAUUCAGUGGAACUGGUAUUGGCAGCUUUGGGAACCUUAAUGAGAACUUAGUAGAAAGCAAACAUCACAAACUUGCUCGAAGUUUAAGAAGUGGACCUUCUGAUCAUGACCUGAAGCCUAAUGCAACUACACGAGACCAGCUUAAUAUCAUAGUGAGUUAUCCACCAACAAAGCAACUAACGUAUGAGGAACAGGAUUUGGUGUGGAAAUUCAGAUAUUACCUUACUCAUCAGGAGAAGGCCUUGACAAAGUUCCUGAAGUGUGUCAACUGGGAUCUACCACAAGAGGCAAAGCAGGCACUGGAGCUGCUGGGCAAAUGGAAGCCCAUGGAUGUGGAAGACUCUCUGGAGCUUCUGUCAUCUCACUUCACCAACCCAACAGUGCGGCGCUAUGCUGUUGCCAGGCUUCAGCAGGCUGAUGAUGAGGAUUUGCUGAUGUACCUGCUACAGUUAGUCCAAGCAUUGAAAUACGAAAACUUUGAUGACAUAAAGAAUGGCCUGGAGCCUAGCAAGAGGGACAGUCAAGGUUCCAUGGCAGAAACUAUGACAACAUCUGGAUCUAAUGCUCCAGAAAUAGACAGUUCUCAGAUUAUGAGUCCUAUUCCACCUGUUUCCUCUCCACCUCUUACUUCUAAGACAAAAGAGCUUGCAGAAAAUGAAAACCUUGAUCAAGACCUUUGCACUUUCUUGAUAUCACGGGCGUGCAAAAAUUCCACCUUGGCAAACUACUUGUACUGGUAUGUAAUAGUGGAGUGUGAAGACCAAGAUACUCAGCAAAGGGACCCAAAGACUCAUGAAAUGUACUUGAACGUGAUGAGAAGAUUCAGUCAGGCUUUGCUGAAGGGUGAUAAGUCUGUCAGAGUUAUGCGCUCGCUGUUGGCAGCCCAGCAGACAUUUGUAGAUCGGCUGGUUCAUGUAAUGAAGGCAGUGCAGCGUGAAAGUGGGAAUCGUAAGAAAAAGAAUGAGAGGCUUCAGGCAUUGUUAGCUGAUAAUGAAAAGAUGAAUUUAGCAGAUAUGGAACUUAUUCCACUUCCUCUGGAACCUCAGGUGAAAAUUAAAGGAAUAAUCCCUGAAAAAGCCACACUCUUCAAGAGUGCCUUAAUGCCUGCUCAGUUAUUCUUCAAGACAGAAGAUGGAGGCAAAUAUCCUGUAAUUUUUAAGCAUGGCGAUGAUUUACGUCAAGAUCAGCUUAUUCUUCAGAUCAUUUCACUCAUGGAUAAGCUGUUAAGAAAAGAGAAUCUGGAUUUGAAGCUGACACCCUAUAAAGUGCUGGCAACUAGUACGAAACAUGGCUUCAUGCAGUUUAUUCCAUCAGUACCAGUUGCAGAAGUUCUUGCUACUGAGGAAACUAUACAGAACUUCUUCAGAAAACAUGCCCCCAGUGAGACUGGCCCUUACGGAAUCAGCGCAGAGGUGAUGGACACAUAUGUUAAGAGCUGUGCUGGUUAUUGUGUGAUUACUUACAUCCUUGGAGUUGGAGAUAGACAUCUGGAUAAUCUGUUGCUAACAAAAACAGGUAAACUGUUUCACAUUGACUUUGGUUAUAUUUUGGGCCGGGACCCCAAGCCCCUUCCUCCCCCGAUGAAGCUGAACAAAGAGAUGGUGGAAGGCAUGGGAGGCACCCAGAGUGAGCAAUACCAGGAGUUCCGUAAGCAGUGCUACACAGCCUUUCUCCACCUCCGCAGGUAUUCCAACUUGAUCUUGAAUUUAUUUUCCCUCAUGGUGGAUGCCAACAUUCCAGACAUUGCUCUUGAACCUGACAAGACUGUAAAAAAGGUGCAGGACAAGUUUCGUUUGGACCUGUCUGAUGAAGAAGCUGUCCAUUAUAUGCAGAGUCUAAUUGAUGAGAGUGUCCAUGCCCUCUUUGCAGCUGUUGUGGAGCAGAUACACAAGUUUGCACAGUAUUGGAGAAAAUAAGCUUUUUGCCUGCUCAUGGUGGAAACAAGUGAAUGCUCAAAACAGAGACUUUCUCAAGCCUUUGUGGACUUAACCAAACAGUUUUGGAAGGCAAAAGCUGCAGAUUUAAUAGUGAAGAACUGAGAACUCAGAAGGUAGAGAAGCUUUCUGAAUCUCUGUUCAUUAAAGGUUUAAAACCAACCAUUUUUUAAAGGAAGAUGAUUGUUUGUACCAUCCUUGGGAGCCUCAAAGGUUGAAGUAAGCAACUUCCUCUCAAGUCAAAGAUAACUGGAAGAGGUUGGAUUUAAUGGUGUAUUCUUGUACGUGUUAAUAUAUUUUCUUAUUUAAAAAUAGAAGUAGAUACAAAGCUAAAGCAGGGAAGCUACAGUUUCUCGGUGCAGAAAAACCCCUCACAAAACUAUGGUAAUCUUCUUUCAUCCCUCCCCACCCACUUUGUUCCCUGAAUAAGUUUUAAGUGUAAUUCAUAUGAUCCUUUAUUUCCUGCCUUAGGCAGUGUUAUCAUUUAGAAUGGACAGUCAUUUUUUGCCUGCUUACAAAAGUGUUUUUAAAUGCUGAUAAGUUACCCCAGCUGGAGGCAGCCAAUUAAAUGAUUGCUAACAAGCUCAGCAAUGGGAAUGCACUGUGAGCAGUUCAGUAUUUCACGCUUUAACUCAAAAUGUUUUCUGUACAGUGAUUAUAUAUUCUUCACUCUAAUAAAAACCUUUGUUGUUGCA
Messenger RNA from Motacilla alba alba, 3581 nucleotides. It is a transcript of the gene PIK3C3, whose product is annotated as phosphatidylinositol 3-kinase catalytic subunit type 3. The coding region runs from base 118 to 2868 and encodes 916 amino acids. Gene Ontology annotation, cellular component: phosphatidylinositol 3-kinase complex, class III, type I; membrane; peroxisome. The record is from RefSeq and is a predicted model, not a curated record. NCBI's taxonomy places the organism in Eukaryota, Metazoa, Chordata, Aves, Passeriformes, Motacillidae. The transcript has 26 exons. Gene Ontology annotation, molecular function: 1-phosphatidylinositol-3-kinase activity. Gene Ontology annotation, biological process: phosphatidylinositol-mediated signaling; autophagy of peroxisome; endocytosis.